AUGGAUAUCUCCAACAACGACGCGACAAGCUCUCCCGUCGCGCCGGCCGGUCGGCGCAGGUCUGGACGCGCCGUGAAGGUCCCUGAAAAGUUCGUCCCGGAUGCGCCAUCCUCACAGCACAGCCUCGCGAGUUCGAAGCGGAAGAGAGGGGAUGAAGAUGUCGAAAAUGACGCGUCAGAUGUCGAAGAAGAUGAGUCUAGUGAGGAAAGCUCUGUUGAGAGUGCCGCAGAGGAGGAAUUAAAGGAAGCUCGCAAGAGGGCGAAGAAGCCGACGAAGAAACCUGCUGUGAAGAAGGCGAAAGUUAAUGGAAAUGGGCUGAACGAGACAGCUCCAGCUAUUAGGCUGCCAAACCGGCCAAAGAAAGCAAAGAAGGUUGCAAUCGCGGACAAGGACGCGGAGGGUCUCUACGCUGAGGUGUUUAUGGGUGGGGGAACAUCGGAGGAUGUCGCGUCACAGUGGCUUACGAAGUACGGGGAUAACAAUGCAGCAGCAUUGGCUGAAUUGGUUGGCUUAGUGGUGAAGAGUGCGGGCUGCGACAUUCCAAUUACAGAAGACGACAUCAAUGAUAUGGAUAACGUGGAAGGUAAACUGGGAGAUUUACAAGAUGAGUAUCAAGCACAAAAUAUCUCGGACUACCCUCUCAUCCACAAAGCAAAGAGUAGCCAUGCGUUUCGGGAGGCCUUGGUCGAUUUCUUCGAGGCCCUGAUCAAAGCAAUGGCCGAAUCAGGGGUCAUGUAUGAGGACGUGGCGCUGAUAGAGAACAUCCAUCUGUGGGUGGCUACCAUGACCUCGUCCACUUCGCGGCCGUUCCGACAUACAUCAACUCUCAUAGCUUUAACGAUCAUGACCUCGAUGUGUGCAGUGGCACAGAAAGAAAUCAAUGUCGCUGCAGCCAUUCUACGCCAGCUUAAUAGCGAAAAGAAGAGCAAGCGACAAAACAAGGCCCGACUAGCAGAUUUCCAGAAUAAGAUUACGGCCUCUGAAAAGAAGACCGACCUCCUUCAGGAAAAGAUCAAGGACUUCUUCGAUACCGUCUACGUUCAUAGAUAUCGUGAUGUGGACCCUAAGAUCAGAAUCGAAUGCGUGGAAGCGCUUGGAAACUGGAUGGUGACCAUGUCAAGUCUUUUCCUCGAUGGGCAAUAUCUGCGUUACAUGGGAUGGAUGCUUUCCGAUACAUAUGCGCCUAUGAGGCAAGAGGAUCUGAAGCAGCUAAUCAGGAUCAUGAAGAACAAAGAUAGUCAUGGUUCAAUGAAUCACUUCAUUGAACGAUUCCGAUCCCGGGUGGUGGAAAUAGCAUGCCGGGAUUCUGAACCCGGAGUGCGCGCUUCUGCUGUGGAGCUGGUCGGUUUGAUUCGAGGAGCCGGCAUGAUUGAACCCGAUGAGAUCGAUAUGAUCGGUAGACUCAUUUACGAUUCCGAGCCCAGAGUUCGCAAAGCGGUCGUCGGAUUCUUUGUUGAGGGCGUCUACGAACUUUAUGAUAGCAAGGUGGAGGAGCUGGGCGGCAAAGAGGAGGUCGGAGAGAUGCUGACAGUGGAUGAUGAUGAAGAUUUGGAUUCUCCCCGCGCAGGGUGGAUUGUCCUCAAAUCCCUUGCAGAGAUUCUGUCGAGCUAUGAUGCUGAGGAUCAAGACGAAAUGCCCAGCCAGAUCAACUUUUCAGGCGAUCACAAUUUUCUGGACGUCUCUGGCAUUGAGUCCAGAUUCUCCCUCGCCGCGCAAGCUCUCUACGAAAAGAUGCCAGAGCUCAAAGAUUGGGAGAUGCUUGCGGCUUACUUACUGUUUGAUCACUCUGCAAAUACCAAAGGCAGUAAGACUGACCGUGCGCUAAAGGAAUCUUUCAAGCCCACAGAACAGGAGGAAGUUCUUCUAUUGGAGGUUCUCCAUGCUGUGGUCAAAUCGAGCCUCACUAAGGCUGAUGGCUCCGAGAAAAGCAAGGACAGAAGUAAACAGAAACAACUCAAUGCUGAAUUUCUGCAGGCGAAGGAAACUACUGCACGCCGUCUAUCUGACAUCUUUCCAAAGCUACUCAAGAAAUUUGGAGCGAACCCGAAAACUGCAACAGCUGUGCUCCGGCUGGAGCACGUUCUCAAUCUUGGGGUCUUUGAGGAAUUACGACAAGACUCUACCGGUUAUGCUCAGCUCCUUGAUGAGAUAAGUGCACAAUUCAAACGUCACGCAGAUAGGGCUGUGCUCAGCGAAGCCGGGGCUGCCUUAUUACAUGCACGAGAAUACGAGGAACUUGAGGAGGUUACCGAAAACAAGAUGCAGUCAUUGUGGGAAGAUGCAACAGACACCCUGCGGCGAAUCAAUAAAGCUGGCGAAAUUUCAGUUCGUGGCACUUUCAGUGUGUCCGUCCUCACUGAUUUAUCUCACAAUCUCGCGAGACUCGACAAGCUGGCUAGCAUCUCUAACUGUGUAGAGCCUCUGGAGGCAGGCUCUGGUACGAAUGAUCCUUUGCCUAUUGACAUUCUUCUCGACAUAGUUGCUCGAGGGGUGUUCCAAGAAGAAGACCCUGAGCGCACUGAUCUAGAGGACGAGGUUGUCUUGUCCGCAAUCCGCUCGUCUAUGUUUUACUUCAUGUGGAAGGUUCGAUCAUUGACGGAGGCGAUAUCUUCCGGCACUGAAAUCCCAGAUAUUGAUAUCGAUAAACUGCGGGACUGGCAGGACACUUUCAGAACCAACCUCGUUGCUUCCCUCUCAUCUCGCUCCACGCUCGAUCAAGUUCGUGUCUUAGCCACUGGCACCCUCCUCGACCUGCACGUGCUGUUUGCAACCUUGCGACCUGCCAAGAAACCCAAAUCCAAGAACGGUGGAUCAGCAAAGGAAGCCUCGGACGAGAACGAAUACCUUGAAACGCUCAUCAAAGAAAUACCUCCGGAUGUGCAAAACGAGCUCACGUCCAUCUUCGACCUGGCAGAGAAGCAAUUCGCCAAGAGAUCGAAAAAGAAGCUCGCGGAGCCAGGAGAAGACGAAGCCCCCCAGGAUCUCGACUCCGAAUCUGAGGACGAUGAGGAAGAAGAUGCCACCGCCAGCGAACGUCAAGCUGAAACCCUGAGAGCUGAACAACAGCUUUGCGAACUGACAGGCAAACUCGUCCUCGCUAUCCUCGCCAAAGUUAUCGAUGCGUCUGGGCCCUCCAAAGGCAAGCUCCGCUCACGUAUCGAACGAAAUCGCACAAGACUCGGCCCAAAUUUCAAAGAGGUUGUUGCAUAUCUUGAUGAGGGUAAGGCGAAGGGAAAGAAGAGCCAUAGGAGCAAAGCGGAACAAGCGGCCUCGGCAGCGAAGAAAGAAGCGAAGAGCAAGGAGCACGUGGAAGAGUCAGAAGAAGAAGAGGAAGAAGAAGAAGAAGAUCCAUUUGCUGCGGAUGAACCUGGGGAGGGGACAGCUGAGGAUCUCAGGAGGAGGGAGCUGUUGGAUGAUGAUCCACCCGUCAGCGUUGAGGAUGACGAGGGUGAAGCUGCCGAGGAGGAAGAGGAUAUCAUGGGUGAUUGA
This is a messenger RNA of Amorphotheca resinae ATCC 22711, 3489 nucleotides long. RefSeq lists its product as hypothetical. The record is from RefSeq and is a predicted model, not a curated record. Gene Ontology annotation, molecular function: chromatin binding. NCBI's taxonomy places the organism in Eukaryota, Fungi, Ascomycota, Leotiomycetes, Helotiales, Amorphothecaceae. Gene Ontology annotation, biological process: sister chromatid cohesion. The coding region runs from base 1 to 3489 and encodes 1162 amino acids. Gene Ontology annotation, cellular component: cohesin complex; nucleus; chromatin. The transcript has 3 exons.